Vigna unguiculata (cowpea) is the source of this 1712-nucleotide messenger RNA. Its product is annotated as cytochrome P450 71D8-like. Gene Ontology annotation, molecular function: heme binding; monooxygenase activity; oxidoreductase activity, acting on paired donors, with incorporation or reduction of molecular oxygen. The record is from RefSeq and is a predicted model, not a curated record. NCBI's taxonomy places the organism in Eukaryota, Viridiplantae, Streptophyta, Magnoliopsida, Fabales, Fabaceae.
UAGAAAGCAGUCAUGGCAAACAAUAGAAACACGUAACAGACAAUGAACUAUAAAGCCAUGGAAGCUGAAACCUACUUCUUGGUUAUCAUCAUCUCCCUCUUUUUUCUGUGGCAUUGGCUUGCAAAAUAUCAGAAGCUAAAACCUAACCAGUCUCACAAACUCCCCCCUGGUCCAAAGAAGCUACCUUUCAUAGGGAACCUGCAUCAACUAUCAGGAGCAGGUUCACUUCCACAUCGUGCUUUCUACAACCUUGCUCACAAAUAUGGACCUCUCAUGCAUCUCCAACUUGGUGAGAUUUCUGCAGUGGUUGCAUCCUCCCCCGACUUGGCGAAGGAAAUAUUGAAAACCAAUGAUACUGCUUUUGUGCAGAGGCCUCAAUUUGUUUUCGGUGACAUUUUGUCCUAUGGAGGAAUGAAUAUUGUUUUUGCUCCGUACGGUGAUUACUGGAGACAAAUAAAAAAAAUAUCUGUGUUGGAGCUUCUGAGCGCCAAAAGGGUCAAGUCUUUCUCUUUCAUUAGAGAAGAGGAGACAGCAAAGUUCAUAGAUUCAAUUCGAAAAUCAGCAGGUUCACCCAUCAAUCUUACUGCUAAAAUUUACUCCUUGAUAAGUGAUUUUGUUUUCAGGGCAGCUUUUGGUAGAAAAUACAAGGACCAAGAAUAUGUUGUGCCUUUGAUGCGAAGAGUGAUAGAAGAAGCAACAGGAUUUGGUUUAGUAGAUUUUUUUCCUUCGUUGAAAUUCAUACAUUUCAUAACUGGGAAGAGGGCGAAAUUGGAGAAGCUGCAGAAGCAGGUUGACGAGGUAUUGGAUAACAUUGUCAAAGAACAUGAAGAAAAACGAAGAGAGGCAAAAGAAGACGGCGUUGAAGUGGAGGAUGAGGAUAUCGUCGACGUUCUCCUCACAAUUCAACAAAAUGACAAUCCCAACCUCAAAAUGACGACGACACAAAUCAAAGCUUUGAUAUUGGAUAUAUUUGUGGCGGGAACUGAUACUUCAGCGUCAGUUUUAGAGUGGAUCAUGGCAGAAAUUGUGAAGAACCCAAGAGUGAUGGAGAAAGCACAGAGUGAGAUAAGAGAAGCAUUUAGAGAAAAGGAAAGAAUUGAUGAAAGUGAUGUAGAGGAGCUUAAUUAUUUGAAGUUGGUGAUGAAAGAAACGUUGAGGUUACACCCACCAGUUCCUUUGUUGCUCCCGAGAGAAUGCAGUGAAUUAAGCGAGGUUGGUGGAUACGAAAUACCAGAAAAGACGAGAGUUAUGAUAAACGCAUGGAGUCUUGGAAGAGAUCCUGAAUAUUGGAGUGAUGGUGAAAAGUUUGUACCAGAGAGGUUCGAAGGUAAUGGUGUGGAUUUCAAAGGGAAUAACUUUGAGUAUGUGCCAUUUGGGGCUGGAAGGAGAAUGUGCCCAGGCAUGACAUUUGGUGUAGCCAGCAUUAUGCUUCCGCUGGCUUUAUUACUCUUUCACUUCAACUGGGAACUACCAAAUCAGAUGAAAGCUGAGGAUAUGGAUAUGUCUGAACACUUCGGAGUGGUCAUUAGCAGGGAAAACGAGUUGCGUUUAAUUCCCUCUCUUUAUCAUCCCUGACUUCAUCUUUAUCAACUUCACUUUUUAGCUUUAAAUCAUUAGGUGCUAGGAAAAUAAAACCUACUGCUUUAUACCGUAUUCUACCAUGUAUAAGUAACGUUGGGUUGAAAACGUAUGAAUGAGUUUAAGUUUAUAAA